This is a messenger RNA of Harpia harpyja (harpy eagle), 633 nucleotides long. RefSeq lists its product as uncharacterized. The transcript is spliced from 4 exons. Lineage: Eukaryota; Metazoa; Chordata; Aves; Accipitriformes; Accipitridae. The record is from RefSeq and is a predicted model, not a curated record. The coding region runs from base 1 to 633 and encodes 210 amino acids.
AUGGACGUGGUCGUGGAGGUGGCCGGGAGCCUCACAUGGGGGUCCGUCACCCCUGAGCUUCCCCGUGUCAGGGGGCAGCUGUGGGUCUAUGAGGCAGUUUGGGGAGCACUUGGGAAGGUCCAUGGGGCAGUAGGGGGAGGAUCUACGGGGCGGUUUGGAGGAUCUGUGGGGCGGUUUGGAGGAUCUAUGGGGUGGUUUGGAGGAUCUAUGGGGCGGUUGGAGGAUCUAUGGGGUGGUUUGGAGGAUCUAUGGGGCGGUUGGAGGAUCUACGGGGCGGUUUGGAGGAUCUAUGGGGCGGUUGGAGGAUCUACGGGGCGGUUUGGAGGAUCUAUGGGGCGGUUGGAGGAUCUACGGGGUGGUUUGGAGGAUCUAUGGGGCGGUUGGAGGAUCUAUGGGGCGGUUUGGAAGAUCUACGGAGCUGUCUGGAUGAUCUAUGGGGCGGUUGGAGGAUCUAUGGGGCGAUGGGGUGGUUGGAGGAUCUACGGGGUGGUUUGGAAGAUCUACGGAGCUGUCUGGACGAUCUAUGGGGCGGAGAACCCCAGCACGUCUGUGGUCCCAAGCAUCCGGGGGAUUAUUACGGGAACGUUCGGGCCCCAUACGUGUGGGUUUGCCACCGGCCGCCCCCGGCUAUAA